Molecule: messenger RNA, 1500 nt
Organism: Penicillium malachiteum
Lineage: Eukaryota; Fungi; Ascomycota; Eurotiomycetes; Eurotiales; Aspergillaceae
Product: fungal specific transcription factor domain-containing protein
Exons: 4
Coding region: 1-1500 (499 amino acids)
Biological process (GO): DNA-templated transcription; positive regulation of transcription from RNA polymerase II promoter by galactose
Cellular component (GO): nucleus
Molecular function (GO): RNA polymerase II cis-regulatory region sequence-specific DNA binding; zinc ion binding; DNA-binding transcription factor activity, RNA polymerase II-specific
Source: RefSeq, a predicted model, not a curated record
AUGGCGAGCUUGACAAGCGAUGCAAAUGAAGGUGGCUACCUAGGAGUCGCAUCUGGUGCAGCACUUUUACGAAUCACUGACACGGCUUCAACGGGGCUGACUGAUCGCUACGAUUCAGAAAAAUAUAUGGAUUCUGUUAAUAACACAAGUCGGAGCGUUCCGUUUGUCUGGACCUCUUCAGGUCAGCUAGAGCCAUUUGUCGAGGCUUAUUUCUCUCUAUACCACCGCUCAUAUCCAAUCGUCCAUGAGGCAACCUUCCGCGCUCAGUUUAUGGAAGUAAUUCCUCGACCAAGUGGCAAUGUGUGGUAUGUACUGCUGUUUGUCUUGUCAGCAGUAGGAUUCACAGCGUCAACACAGCCUUCGGAUGUUGAUAUUGGACUCUUCGAAGCCGCAAAAGCACGAAUGUCAAUGGAUAUGCUGGAAACCGGCAAUCUACUACUUGUUCAGGCAUUGGUAUUGAGCGCCAAUCUCAUGCAAAAGAGAAACAAGCCUAAUUCAGGCUAUAACUAUAUGGGUCUGGCGCGUCGAAUCGCGAUGGGCAUUGGCCUCCAUAAAGAAUUUCCAGUUUGGGAAGCGAGUUUGUUCACCACAGAAAUGAGACGGAGGAUCUGGUGUUGUUUAUACAUUUUUGACGUUGGCGCUAUCAUCACAUUUUCACGGCCUCUUGACUUUCCUAACGAUGGAAUUGACGUGGAACUACCGAUGAAUGUUCACGACAGUGACAUCACGGCUGGCACCAAGAGACUCCCCCAGCCUGCGAACGAAACCACAGUUUAUACGCAUCUCCGAGCCCAAGCCACAUUUCAUAUGGCUACAAGUCCAAUAUACUCAAAGAUCAUAUCUUCACCGUUCCCAUCUGCAGCGGAGCUUAUAGAGCUCGAUGACCGACUCAUUGGAUACUGGUUGGCUAAUUUGCCCCCUUAUUUCCAAGAGAAUGUUCCCCAAACCCAAAAAUUUCGCUUAUGUCAUUCGAUCAUGCGAUGGCGGUAUCGAAAUUUUCGAAUCUUUAUGUAUCGCCCAUUUCUAGUUGGAAGGCUCAUGGCCCGACCGGAGAGAGAUGAAGGCGAUUUGGGAGGUACUGAAAACGAGAAUGAGAGCGAGAUCGCCAUUCAGAGGUGCUUAGAUGCCGCCCGUGAAUCAGUUGGGUUGAUCGCAAAUUUCUGGGAACAAGAGCAGCAGAUUAUUUGCUUGCGAAAUAACCCACAGCACAUGCUGGCCGAGGACUGGCGCAGACAGAUACUGCAGGCGAUGCCGAUUUUGGAAUCGAUGGCGCACCUGAAUCAUUCGUCUUCACGUUGUCUGGAGGUUAUUCGUUCUUUGUGUGGAUCUUAUCUUGAUCCCUCUAUUGUUGGGUGGGGACCGACCGAGGAAUCACCACAGACUCAGCUUGCGAACUUGUAUCCGCUGAUGUGGCCCACGCUGGACACAGUUCAACCUGAUGGAAUGGAUUCGAUUCUCCAAGAGUCAACUAUUCUUGAUUUUAUGAACCAACUGCCUUAA